This is a messenger RNA of Folsomia candida, 2312 nucleotides long. Its product is annotated as nucleolin 2-like. The transcript has 4 exons. The coding region runs from base 299 to 1603 and encodes 434 amino acids. Lineage: Eukaryota; Metazoa; Arthropoda; Collembola; Entomobryomorpha; Isotomidae. The record is from RefSeq and is a predicted model, not a curated record.
GCGUCAAUUGCCCCAAAUGUUUACCAGGUUGCUCCCACAUCGCGUACAAAGUUGCGUCCAUCAUUUCCGUUCCGUACGACGAAAAAACAGCUCCGGCAAUCGUGAAGGAAAUGACAGGAAAUGCUCCUUACACCUCGCGUGUGCAAAUUGGUUUCAACGUUCAUCAAAUGUUGGUGAUGGAGAAACAAGACAAAUAUGAAUGGACCGACAUCAUAGGCAAGUUUAAUUUAUUGUACAAAAAAUUGUAUGAGAAAUUAAUUCAUAAUUAUAUUUCUGAUAAGCCCUCAUCGGUGGCACGAUGGGAUUGACCAGCGGCAUUUCCGCCAUUGAUGGGGCUCGCGUCGGGGAAGCUACUCUGGAUCUCAUUUGCAGUUUGAUCGCUCUUCUUUGGGCCUACAUGACCAGGAAUGAUGAUGACAAAGAUAAUGACGACAACAACAACAAUGGCAAUGCGAAUGAAGCAAUCGAACAAGCUCCAAAUCCACAGGAACAGGCGGAGGGAAAUGCACCUGAUAAUGAGGAGCCUGAAAUUGAACCACCACCGCCGCCACUAACACCACCACAACCGGACGAGGAAGAUAAGCAACCAGAGGAGGAAGAAAAUGCACCCGAUAAUGUGACCGACCAGCCUGAGAUUAAACCACCACCACCACCAGAACAACCGGAGGAACAAGUAAAGCAACCGGAAGAGGAAGAAACUGUAUCAGAUGACGAUUCGGACGAUGAUGAGCCCAUAUUUUGUCCUGGUUUGACACAUCCGGACCAUGUCUUUCCACGCACAAGCUCAUCCCCACCACCACUCCGACGGAGGAAACAACAGGAAGGUGACGGAUUCAUGAGGAAAUUUCGCUCCCUAUUUCGAUCAUCAGGCAAGUUUGAGAUCGAUCCGGAGGACCCAUUCAGACCAACGAGUGCCAUGGAAGACGCCAUGAGCACACUGAAGCAUUUCGCCAUGGCCCCCAUUUUUACGGUAGGAUCGGAAGGGGAAAAGGGAGGGUCAGGCGUCGGAGAAAGCAGCCUACCAACUGAUGAUGGAGAAAGUGCCGCUGUAGUGGACAGUGUGACACCAGUCCCACAAAUGAUGUACCCAUGCACCGAUGAAACUGAUUCAAUGGACACACAAGAGCCUGGCUGCUCCUCUGCUUCUGUUCCUGGACAAGCACCAGACCAGAAAGACGAUGGACAAGAAUCUGCAGCAGUGACCGCAGGAGAAACUUGCACAUCAGCGGAUGCUGAAGAAAGCAACUUGGACAGGGACAAUAAUUCCAUUCCAACCACGGCAUCAAAUUCUGUUGCAGAGAUUGACCCCCAACCAACCGAUCAAGGAGUAAUUUCCCCUCGGAGAUUUGGUGACGUCAACCCACUUGACUCCUCCCCCUCUCGACCCCACACAGCUGGAGGGCAUUAUUCUCCUCCACUCGGCGACGCUGAGGUGCCCAGCACAAGUCGUCAAAUUCAUUCUGCUCCUGGAAAUGCGUCACGGAUAUUAAUUCCGUCGUCUAAUGUCCCCUCGACACCUGGAAUUGGUAGCGUCAUCCCCCCAGUUGAUGUUGACGUUAAACCAUCGUCAAGUCAUGUUUUGGACCAGUUGGGUUUCCUUUAAGCGACUCGAUAAGCCAAUUUGAUAUAAUCUUUGGGCCAAUUAAUGCAAUACUCUAGUCAAUUUCAGAGUCAAUUAAUGCAAAAAGAUUCUAGUCAAUUUUAGAGCCAAUUAAUGCAAAAAAAAAUCUAGUCAAGAUUAGUAUGAAAAUAUUCUAGUCAAUUAUGUACAUCACUUAAAUACCAGCUCAAUUAAUAUGCCUUCACUAACUAGUUAUACAUAAAUGCGCUUGGACUAUCCCACUGAAAUUAUUUUGAAAUUAUUAUAAUGACAAUUGUGACAUUUUUCGAGAUUAUGAGAUGAUUUAUGUUUGGAAUAUAUGUCACCUGCUAGAAAAUGUAGAAAUAUUAUAAACAAUCUUGCUCUGACCUGCGAUAGUUAUUUAUCUGGCUUACGAUUUUAACCAAGUCACAAGUGCUAAUAAUUAAUACUCAUACAUAAAAUAGAAAUAUGUAUAAAAUGAUAAUGUUUAACCCUUUAAUAUUUUAUUUAUGCUAAUUUAAUAAUUUUUGAUAAAACUUUACAAUUAAUAUGAAUCAAUCAAUGCAAUCAAUCUUUAAACUUAAAUCAAAAUUUAGAAUUAUGUAGCUGUCCAGCUUAAAAUUUAUAGUGCACCACACCCUUCGAAUUAUUCGACAUUUUUCCGUCAACCUUUGUAUAAUAUACACAAAGUAAAUAUUAUGGGCAUGUAAAUAAAAUUUGUUCAAGCUUA